UUUUUCAUAAUUAACAUUUCAACUUUUCAAGAAUUUUUGGUUUGAUAUGGUUUCUCGUUUCCAUAAAUUAUUAGAGUUUAUUGGAAGCCUUCAAAAAACUUUUGAAACCCAUAGAACCGUUUUGACAGUAGGUGGAACUCUUCUAUCUGCUAGUGCUGCUUGGGCUGGAUAUCUAGCGAGAACCCAUCACCAAGCCUCCAUCGAGAAGAGGCUUGAGGCUAUUCAGAGUCAAAUAAAAGACCCUCAAAAGAUUAGAAGAACCAAAAACUCAGUUUUGGAACAAUAUGACUGGAUUUGGAAAUAUGCAGUGCCUUCCUCAACUGUUACUUUGGCCUUUGGAUAUUUUUUAGGUUGGAGAAAAGGCAGAGUUCAGCUUUGGGAACGGAUGAAUAGAGACCCUGCAAUUUCCAAAAUAUUGAAAGAGAGAGAAGAAGCUCGGCAGAGACAACAAGCUGAACGCUUUCGCCGUCCUUUGAUUAUACUUACGAGAGCAAGAACACUUUGGAAUAGAGCUCGAACCAAAACUUCAGCGUUGACAGGAUUCAUAAGUCCUUCUAAUCAGCUGCAACAUAUAUCUUCUUCACAAGUUGGAAAGACUUCAGAAGGUCCUUCUCCAAUAUCUCUGGUGAAUAGGGUUGGUAGAAAACCUUGAAGUUUUGUAACAUAAUACUUUUGUAUAUAAGAUCAUAUUUUAUAAUUUUUCUAGUCUGAAAUGUCACAUUUUGAUAUUAUCGAUAGGAGGAAAGUGUAAAGCAUGUUGAUCACUUUUGUGACGACUACUCGAUGGUCUACAACAGAAGGUUGGAAGAAUGUCCCAAGACAUUUUUGUAAAAGUAGAAAACCGCAUACUAUUAAAACAAAGUUUACCGUUAGAUGUUGUUUUUCUAGUUGGUUGAAGAGAAUAACUCCUUUUUCUCAACCUUGUCAAAGUGCGUCUGAGAAAAGUUGGAAACUAAGUUACUUGCUGUUACACACAGUGACUAUCAUAUGGGGUACUCAACACGCUCUCAUCAAGUAUUCGCUACAAUAUAGUUCUCCCGAGUUGUUCAAUUUCGUUCGCUUUUUGUUAGCCUCCCUUACAUUUCUUCCUUCUCUGUUCUUCCAGUCUUCUUCCACUUCAGUUGAGAGAAAUAGAAAGGUUUUCGAGUCCUCCUUAUGGUUAUCAGGGAUAGAGUUAGGUUUUUG
Galdieria sulphuraria is the source of this 1185-nucleotide messenger RNA. RefSeq lists its product as uncharacterized. NCBI's taxonomy places the organism in Eukaryota, Rhodophyta, Bangiophyceae, Galdieriales, Galdieriaceae. The coding region runs from base 47 to 652 and encodes 201 amino acids. The transcript has 2 exons. The record is from RefSeq and is a predicted model, not a curated record.